GCCUGCCCUCGGUCCCGUGCGGUCCCCGAAGCCCCGAGCACCUGCCCGGUCCUGGGGCGGAGCCCCUCGGCGUCGCGUGGAGCUGCGAGUCGCCCGCUUCCGGAAGCGCACACGGGCCAGUUGCGGCGGCCCAUCUGCCAGGGCGGCGGGGGCUCGGCGGGAGGGUUGAGGCUGAAUCACGCGCAGCCUGCGGGCGGCGGAAACGUCCCUAGAGCCUCGCCGCCCCGGGACCCGGGCUGCUUCCUGGGAGAGGAUUACAUUUUCUCCCUGCUCCACUUGACUUUCUUCCGGAAGGAGCAGGUCUCGCAGGAUCGGGGCCAAGACUGGAAGAGUUCAGCCCCAUGGCUGGGGGUUAUGGAGUGAUGGGUGACGAUGGUUCUAUUGAUUAUACUGUUCACGAAGCCUGGAAUGAAGCCACCAAUGUUUACUUGAUAGUUAUCCUUGUUAGCUUCGGUCUCUUCAUGUAUGCCAAAAGGAACAAAAGGAGAAUUAUGAGGAUAUUCAGUGUGCCACCUACAGAGGAAACUUUGUCAGAGCCCAACUUUUAUGACACGAUAAGCAAGAUUCGUUUAAGACAACAACUGGAAAUGUAUUCCAUUUCAAGAAAGUACGACUAUCAGCAGCCACAAAACCAAGCUGACAGUGUGCAACUCUCAUUGGAAUGAAACCUCAGAAAAUGAGCAACAGAAGUAAUUGUUUCAAGCCCCUGAUUCUUUCUACUAAAUCAUGAACAGCUUUAAAAACAUUUCUGUCUGCAUAAAAUUAUUUUACUUGUAACAUUUCCCCAAUUGUUCUGUGCAUUGUUUUGCCUUUUUAAAUUACAUCUCCAAGUGGCUCAAAAGGCCUUGACACAGGGAACCUGCACAUAUCCAGGAUAUGUGUAACCAGCGAUGGUGACUUGACCUUGCCAAGACCUGUGAUUCUUUCAGGAUACAAUCAGUGAGAAAUAAAAACACAUCUUGGGAAGUGGGAAUCCUGGAGUUUAUGCCAUUUGCAAUAUUAAAAAGUAAAAAUGCAAGUUAUUAUUUCAAUAAUAACUUCCUGUUUGAUUGUGUUCUGUUGAGUGAUAAGUGUCAGAUCAAUAACAGAUUAAUUUGUUGUUAACAGCUCUUUUUUUUUUUUUUUUUUUUGAGACAGAGUCUGUUGCCCAGACUGGAGUGCAGUGGCACAAUCUCUGCUCACUGCAACUUCCGCCUCCCGGGUUUAAACGAUUCUCCUGCCACAGCCUCCUGAAUAUUCUGUUAACAGCUCUUUAAUUAAUGAUCUUUGCUUCUUCAGAACUUGUAUGGUAGACCAUCCUUUCUACAUCAUGAUGCAUACUCCUGUGCUAAUUUUAGAAGCUUUCUGUAACUAGAUUUUUUCCUCAUUAUGCUCCCAGAAGCGAGUUUGUUUUUAUCCCCGUUUCAUUUCUACCAGGUAGCUCUACUUUAGGCAAUACUGGGGCCCUGCUGUUGAAUAAAUGGAUGCCUGUGUAUUGGUGUUGGCAACUCUGCGGUAGUAGUGCUACCACUGGCGAGGCAGUAUUACUACCACUGGUGAAUGUUGCUGUCUGGUUACUGCUGAAUUUUUGGCAUGCUAAGCUUUCCUAAAGAGCCUCAUAUCUUUUCCCAUGCUGUACUGUACAAUGAAAUGUUUUUACCUAAUUUUUCAUGUUUAUUUAAAUAAAAGCUGACUGGGUAAUAGUGGGGAAGUUUAAUUGUCCACAUAAGUCAAAAGAAUCCGUUUUUGAACUAGAGCUAUUUUCAAUUAUAAGAGUGAGCUGGCUGGGCAUGGUGGCUCAUGCCUGAAAUCCCAGCACUUUGGGAGGCCAAGGUGGGAGGAUCACGAGGUCAGGAGUUCGAGACCAGCCUGGCCAACAUGGUUAAACCCAAUCUCUACGAAAAAUACAAAAAUUUGCUGGGUGUGGUGGCAUGCGCCUGUAAUCCCAGCUACUCAGGAGGCUGAGGCAGGAGAAUUGCUCGAAUCUGAGAGGUGGAGGUUGCAAUGAGCCAAGAUCACACCACUGCAUUCCAGCCUAGGCGACAGAGCAAGACUUCGUCUCAGAAAAAAAAAAAAAAAGUUAAUAAUGGCUUCAAGUAUUUCCUUUUCCCCUUAUUGUGAAAUAAAAUAUAUACAUUUUAAAUGGAAAUAAAGGUUUAGACCAAAUAAAAUCAUUCAGGGAAAUUGCAUUUACUUUUAAAAAUGUGUUGUUCAAAAAUGUAUAUAUAGUACAAAGUGAAUUGACCAAACAGAAUAAUUCUUAACUCACAAAGGAGUUUGAGCGCACUUCCUACAUGUUGAAUUUAAAUCUGACUAAAGGAUUGUAAACAGUUGUAAUUAUGGGUUGUAGUAACAGAGCAACAAGGGGACAAUCUUCUAAACUUGCCUUUGCCUAGGAGAGCUAGUGUAUAUUUCCACAAGUGAAUUUAAUCAGCAGUAGGAGUGGUUUACUCGUCACUGACAUGUGGCACAAUCUGGACAAAUUACACAAACUGGCUAUAUCAGAUGUGUAAAAUUAAUGUACAUAAAUAAACAGUCACACAAUGAAUUUUCUUUGUGUCCACUAGAUAGAGAUGGUCAUAACUAUGAACUAGUAGAUUAUUUGAUGAGCAUCAAGCCCUGGCAAGUGACAGGAGAUUAAUUCCUCUCCGUUUUUUCCUUAAAGCAAACUGAUGGGAAUUGCACACACCCCACUGGCAGGAACAACAGCAAGCCGGCUUUGAAGUCUCUUCCCUGCUUCAACAGCUGAAUUGGGGAGAGCACAAGCCCUGCAGCCACACUUCAAAGCGGCGCUGCCUGGCUGUCCUGCUUCUACCCAACAUCCACCUGAGACUCAACAGAACUGUUUUCUUUGGAAGAAAAGUGGAACUACUAAUAAGCUAGUAAUUAACCCUUGUAUUCUUUUUCUGGUUUCAUCUUCCUGUUUUAAUGUGUAAGAUAUUCAGCAGUAAGCACUGGUCAGCCUGCCCUGGUGCACAGCUUGAGUGUGUUAAAUAACUGGCUGUUUAGCUGAUGCCAGCCAGCUGCGUGAAGGGGAGAAGGCCGCCUCCAAGGACACAGAUGUUUGCUGUUGACCUCACGCUGUGUCUGGUUGAGUUAUUCAUGAUUCAUCGGAAAAUGACAUGCAAGGUUUAUGGUAAAACUGCUGUACAAUCAGAAGUAUUUUAAGUAUGCAUUAGAAGUAAGAUAAAAUAGUAAUAAAAAUAGUUUCAGAUGUUAAGAUGAUACAAGAAUAAAUUUAACCUAGAAAAUAAAGGGAGAAGGAAUAAAAGAACGUUGUAUAGAGCCAAAUAA
Messenger RNA from Gorilla gorilla gorilla (western lowland gorilla), 3273 nucleotides. It is a transcript of the gene SMIM19, whose product is annotated as small integral membrane protein 19. The coding region runs from base 342 to 665 and encodes 107 amino acids. The record is from RefSeq and is a predicted model, not a curated record. NCBI's taxonomy places the organism in Eukaryota, Metazoa, Chordata, Mammalia, Primates, Hominidae. The transcript has 4 exons.